AUGUUUGAAGACUUCUCCUUUUCCUCGCCGUCGUCGCGACCGACCCGGUUAGCGCUGAAUACAGAAGACCGGCUCAUGAUCGAUGGAGACAGCAACUUGAUCUCACCAUUAUCGUCUCGCUGCCCGUCGCCGACAUCGCACCGCUUCCGCACACUCUCACGAUCCCGGUCUUCAUACUUUCGUUCCCAGCAACAACCACCAACUUCCGUGCCUUUUCCUUACGAAUCAAAGCGUCUUUCCAUCGCAACAUUGACACAGAAACUUCACGAACAUACCCUCCAAACCCCGAAUGGCGAAUCUUUCCCUGACCGGACCCGGUUCGGUCAUGAUGGACGGCGCUCCGGUCAGUACACUGGUUACGUCCUCACACCACCAGACACAGACCACGAUGACGACGGUCUCCUCUCCUCGCCAUCCCUCUGCUCAAACCCAAGUCCUACCUCUAUUCCCCCGGACUUCCCCCCGCUAGACGGCCCAGACUGCCCGAACCCACAGCCAGACCUCCUCAGCAUCCGCAGCCAACGACAGCAGAUCUCCCAGUUACAAUGUAACAAAGGAGAUAUCGAUGCUGUCCGCCGCGCAACAGAUGAUUCAUUUGGCUCUAUUCCCUGUGAAGACGAUUGCCACCCAAGUUCUCUACCGCCACGUCCCUCGCCACGACGGCGAGCAUUGACGCAGCACCGCAGUAGAUUUGGGCCUGCGGAGUCGUUGGAGGCGCGGGGGAGGCGGAAGAGUAGCUCGAGUGCUCUACAUUCGCAUCGGAUUGAAAAGAGCCAUCAUCCUUCAUUUGCGGGGAGGGAUGCGUCUAAACGCAAUGAGCAGGGGCUUAGGCGAAAGAGUAUGGUUACUGCAGCGCUGGCGUCUGUAGUUGAGAGGCCUUAA
Penicillium pulvis is the source of this 882-nucleotide messenger RNA. RefSeq lists its product as uncharacterized. The transcript has a single exon. Bases 1 to 882 code for a protein of 293 amino acids. The record is from RefSeq and is a predicted model, not a curated record. Lineage: Eukaryota; Fungi; Ascomycota; Eurotiomycetes; Eurotiales; Aspergillaceae.